AUGCUUCAGAAGAUAUUCCUCGUGCUCCUUGUUGGGCUGUUUUCCAUUGUUACCUCGCUUCCUGUCGAGGCCCCUGAGCCAUCUGAUGGGAACCCGAUUUACCAGAAAAUCAUUCCAAAAGAGAAAGUUGUAGCUGAGGCAGAUGAAGCAGCAUGA
Xylaria bambusicola is the source of this 156-nucleotide messenger RNA. RefSeq lists its product as uncharacterized. Bases 1 to 156 code for a protein of 51 amino acids. The record is from RefSeq and is a predicted model, not a curated record. NCBI's taxonomy places the organism in Eukaryota, Fungi, Ascomycota, Sordariomycetes, Xylariales, Xylariaceae. The transcript is spliced from 2 exons.